AUGAACGCGAAUCUGCAGCGUGGAAAGUCUAUAACAACAGAAACAGACCAGACGUACGUACCUCUCGACCUGUUGUCCAGCCGCAAUCUGAUCGUGAUCGACAGCGAUAUAUACAAGCUUUUUAUUUCAGGCAUUGUACUAUACCCCAUCGCAUUCGUGUCCACAAUCAGCGAGGAGGGCGUAGAGAAUCUGGCACCAUUCAGGUAA
Suillus subalutaceus is the source of this 207-nucleotide messenger RNA. RefSeq lists its product as uncharacterized. The coding region runs from base 1 to 207 and encodes 68 amino acids. The transcript has a single exon. NCBI's taxonomy places the organism in Eukaryota, Fungi, Basidiomycota, Agaricomycetes, Boletales, Suillaceae. The record is from RefSeq and is a predicted model, not a curated record.